CGGUCGUGCACAAGCUAUUUGGUGAGGCGCUCAGGCCGUUGCCAUUCCCAUUCCCAUUCGUGGGGGUCACGGACAUUUCAAGUUCUUGACGGAAUCGUUCAGGUGCCUCGAGCGACCAAUUGCGGAAGGUCUGUACAAGGAUUCAACCAACAACAACAGUCGAGCCGUUCGCAUCAUUCGGCGGCCAUGGCCUGUCGGUGGUCACGUUUGCGGUUGAUUACCAGGAUAACGACUUAGCGCAAAGGCGUGAUCUUAAUCCUGCAUGACGAUGAUGCCUGUGCCCCCACUACUGUCUGGGGUCCCAAUACAGGAUUCUUGCAAGAUUCUGCAAGAUCUGCCAUGCUGCAGUGCCUGCCCAAAAAACUGGUCGUCCACAACACCAAGCUUCUUGGCCCGAUUUUAAGCUUUGUGGCACAUCUCGGCACUCUCAGUCCCUCACCCUGAUUGGAAUACCAAGAUCGCCAAGUUCAUUGACAAUGUCGCACCAAUCUUCACCCGAUCGGGUCGGAUACGACGAGAAGAAGAAUGCUCCAGACGAUGGCGGGAUUCGAGACGACCGAGACAAUCGACGGACCUCUGCCACCGAGGUACCAAACCCGACCGGCUGGUCGUCGUGGUUCGGCGGACAAGAUACCGUCGCUGGGCCGCGCAUCGGACCGGUCCUCAGCAGCAUCUCAAUCGGUACGAGCGACUCCGACACCGACCAGAGCAGUGCCGCCAUCCUGGACAAGCAGCUGGCCGACGACCUGGGCAGUGCUAUCAAAUACCGGACAUGCAGUUGGCAAAAAACAGCCGGAUUGCUCUUCUCCGAGUACAUUUGCUUGGCUAUCAUGAGCUUCCCCUGGUCUUAUAGCGUUCUUGGCCUUGUCCCAGGGCUGAUCUUGACCGUUGUAAUCUCUGGCAUCGUCCUAUACACAUCGUUGGUGCUUUGGGAAUUCUGUCUGCGUCACCCCGAGGUGCGCGAUGUCUGUGAUAUUGGCCAGAUGCUGUUUUGGAACAAGAAGUGGGCGUGGUGGGCUACGGCCGUCAUGUUCCUCCUCAAUAAUACGUUUAUCCAGGGUCUACAUGUCUUGGUCGGCGCAAAGUACCUUAACACCAUGACCGAAGCCGACGAGGUAGGAUGCCGAACCGUCAGUUUCGGCAUCGUCGUGGCCAUCAUCUGCUGGAUCUUCUCACUUCCACGGACCUUCGACAUGUUAUCCAAGAUCGGCACCGCGUCCGCCUUCUUUACCUUCAUCUCCGUCCUCCUAGCGACCGUCUUUGCAGCCGUCCAGUCGCACCCGGCGGGAUUUGACGUGCGCUCCAACUACACGACCCCCGCCGGCAUAGCAGCCAUCGGCGGAAACCCUAUCGUGACGGCCUCGCCGGUGCUUGGCACGACGAUCGUAAACGGCCUCGGUGCCUUUCUCAACAUCAGCUACACCUUCAUCGGCCAGAUCACCCUGCCUUCCUUUAUUGCCGAGAUGAAAGACCCCCGCGACUUCCCCAAGGCGCUCUGGGCCUGCACCAUCGCCGAGAUCAUCUUGUUUAGCGUCGUCGGCUCCGUCGUCUACGCCUACGUCGGCAACCAGUACAUGACGGCCCCGGCCUUUGGCUCGUUGCAGCCGCUGUUCAAGAAGGUGUCCUUCUCUUUCAUGAUACCGACCAUCAUUUUCCUCGGCGUGCUGUAUGCGUCGGUAUCUGCCCGCUUCAUCUUCUUCCGUAUCUUCCAGAACUCGCGUCACAAGAGCGAGCACACCCUUGUUGGUUGGGCUACCUGGGCGUCCAUUUUGCUUGCCACCUGGAUUUUGGCAUUCAUCAUCGCUCAGGUCAUCCCGUUCUUUUCGUCCUUGCUCUCUCUCAUGAGCUCGCUUUUCGAUAGCUUCUUCGGCUUUAUAUUCUGGGGCGUCGCCUACUUCCGGAUGCGCCAAGCAGACGGAAGCGUGGCGGUCGUGAAGGAGCACACCGUUGCCGGCUACCUGCUCGGGACGCUGAACGUUGCCAUCAUCCUGGUCGGUGUCUUCUUCCUCACCGUGGGCACGUACGCCACCGUCGAGAGCAUCAUCAUCGAGUUCGAGACCGGAGCGGUGAGGGGCGUGUUUUCUUGUGCGAGUAAUGGACUAUAGAGCGGGCACUGCAUGGGCUGUAGAAGCGUACCUUGGGUGCCAGGUAUCUAGUACCUACCAGGUACAUACCACCUACGAGACAAGACCGCCCCAUUUUGGACAGCC
Messenger RNA from Chaetomium fimeti, 2210 nucleotides. RefSeq names its product amino-acid permease. Gene Ontology annotation, molecular function: L-amino acid transmembrane transporter activity. The record is from RefSeq and is a predicted model, not a curated record. Gene Ontology annotation, biological process: amino acid transmembrane transport. The coding region runs from base 477 to 2105 and encodes 542 amino acids. The transcript has 8 exons. NCBI's taxonomy places the organism in Eukaryota, Fungi, Ascomycota, Sordariomycetes, Sordariales, Chaetomiaceae.